Dermacentor andersoni is the source of this 1252-nucleotide messenger RNA. Its product is annotated as globin-like. The record is from RefSeq and is a predicted model, not a curated record. Lineage: Eukaryota; Metazoa; Arthropoda; Arachnida; Ixodida; Ixodidae. Gene Ontology annotation, molecular function: heme binding; oxygen binding.
GAACGAACCAGCGCUGUUCCGAGGGAGCAGCAGACAGGCCCCCAGCUCACGCUGAACGUCCACCGUCCAGUUCUGCUGGUCAACCUCGAGCACGAAGAACGAAGCAGCCAUGGGCAACUCGCCGCGCAAGACCGGCGAGGUACCGGACGAGAUGACGGGCCUUACCGAGCACCAGAAGGAGCUGGUCCAGGCAACGUGGCGCAGCUUCACCAGCCACAACCGCGAGUACGGCGCGCUCAUCUUCCUCUCCUUGUUCGUCAAGCAUCCCGAGUAUCUGCGUAUGUUUCGCAACUUCCGCGGCAAGAGCGUGGCCCAGCUCAAAGACGACCCGAUAUUCCGUGCCCACGGCUGCUCCAUCGGUUACCACGUGACCUCCAUGGUGGAAAGCCUCGGGGAUCCGGCCUCCCUAGAGGUUCUGGUGCGCCGCAACGCAACCGAACACCUUCGCCGCAAGGGCGUCAAGCCGCACCACUUCGAAGUGAUGGGCCAGUGCCUGAUGGACGUCCUCCGGGCAAGGGAAGAGCGCGUGAUGACGCCAGAAGCCAUAGAAGGCUGGGGAAAGUUCCUCACGUUAAUGGUGCGCAUCAUCAAGGACGUGUUCGAGAAGGCGGCCGCCGAGCGUGCCGAGCGUGGCUCGGUUGCCUCCUCGGCCAGCGGCAUUGACGACACGGGCUUCACGUCACCCUACCAAUCGGCCGAGAUCACCAGCGGUAGUCGAAGGACGGGCGAAGGCUCGGUAUCGACGAUGACCGCCGGCAGCCCCAGGAGGCCUCCGUCGCACAAGAUUGGCGCUGGGCGGAAGAUAGGCGCCUCCAAGAAGGGCAGCGUCUCCCAGCCUGCCAAGUUGGAGGACGAGACGCCAAUGCUGACCCCACCAGCGGAGGUGUCGCCCGACAACAAGCACCACGACAAGCCGUAGACCGGCAAAGACUCUCAACGGCAAGAACGCGUCUUGCGACGCGAGUGGCAAGGACGGCCGGGAGAAGGACGCCAAGGAGAAGCAGCACUGAGACACCCGGGCGUGGGCUCACUUCCCGCAGGGCGAGAUGGCGAGAUCAUAGCGCGAUAAAGACAGCGCCUGGAAGGGAGCAGCACUGGCUGGACUCCGACACGUCGAUAUAUAACGUUGAUGUUUUUUUCGUUUCACCAUUACACGUGCCAUGUGCGCGAUGCUUUGACCGUGUUGGGUCGAUUUGGCGCGCAUUUGGAAGGCGUUCCCAAGUCUUGUGAGCGGCAUCGUCGCUGAUACCAU